CGACUUAGGCUUUGACCGCGUCCAACGGGUGAGCUCAAAGUCCGAACCUCCUUCAACUUUUCAGGUACUGCUGGGAUGCUUCGAAGUGCGUCCGCUACUUUGCGCAUCGUUGCGCACAGUACCCGCCAUGUUAGCCCCCCAUUCUCAACGUCAGCAGUUGCGGCAUCAACCCAACCUAACGCAGCUCUGGACCUCGACCCCUCGCUAAAGGCGCUGUUGCAAGACAUAGAUAUAUCUUUGACAAGUCAUAAGCACGUAACGGCAAAGACACCUCCACGGGAGUUAGAAACUGUCGCGAUUGAGCACCCGGAGGAGGCCGAGGACGCGCAGGACUUCGUUGAAGAUCAAUCUGAACGAAGCGAGCACCGCAAAUCUCCUGCAGCGCGGUUUGGAAGCAAAAAAAUCGGUGCUGUGGUUUUGCCCACGGAAUUGCAGAAGUCGAUCACUGCUUUAAUAGAUGCUUCUGACAAGGUACAGCUGCACAGUGAUGCGACGCGUCUCUUCUUUGAUGAGACUGAAGGAUGGGACCACGCGUACGACGUAAAAUACCGCUCUCGUAAGCAAGGGGCACGGCACUCUGACCGUGACGGGACAGCGUUCGCGUCGGUCGUUCUCCCUGCACAUUAUUCUGCUAUUUGUGCUGUGCUCCACCAAGUUAAGCACAGAUUAGGUCCACAAUUGAAUGUGCAGCGUAUCAUAGACUGGGGUUCAGGUGCAGGCAGUGGAUUAUGGGCAUCAAUGAAUACUUUCCAGAAGUCCAAUAGCGCUUCCGAGGAACCAAGCCUUUCCACAUCCAAUAUCUUCACAUACCUUGGUAUUGACAAACGCGACGAACUUGUUGCAAUAGGCAAACGGCUACUGAGAGAUACAGACUUGGGUGCCCUAAGUGCAACUUGGCAAAGGUCUUUCCGGGAAGAUGAUAUAGUCAAGCGAACGGAGGGGCAUGAUACUCUCGCCCUGUCUGCUUUCAUGCUUUCAACUCUACAGACACCUCUCGCGCGAAAGAAGUUCGUGAAAGAGUUGUGGGAAAGUGGAGCACACACCAUCGUUCUGAUCGAUCACAAAACGAAAGCUGGGUUUCAAAACAUUGCAGAAGCACGCGAAUAUCUCCUCGAUAUGGGGCGUAAAGAACUCAAUGACCCAGAAACUGCAGACUGGCCUGUUCGCGGCGCUCACGUUGUUGCUCCUUGCCCGCACGAUGGUUCUUGCCCUCUCUACUCCGGAAAAUCGGUGAGCCUAGUGUGUGGCUUCUCACAACGCCUGCAACGACCGCCCUUCGUUCGUCUCACAAAACAUGCACGCGAAGGUCACGAAGAUAUCGAGUACUCUUAUGUUGCAAUCCAACGUGGGCCACGCCCAAGCACAGUGGGCGAAGGCAUCACCACACAUGUAGGGAGUGUAGGACGCGUUGGUGCUAUCGGUCGGGAGGAGGCAGAGCAGAUCAGGCUGAAGGAAGAGAGGGUUACGAAGGAGCUUGUACUCGACGCAGAUCAUGUUGAGACGAGACAUGAAGCUGAAGCAACUGAUCAAAUUCCUGCGGAAAUUUCACCAGUUGAAAUUUUAGAGGAGGUCGAAGCCGCGCUGCGAAAUGAGGCAUUCCAUUGGCCACGCCUAGUCUUUCCACCUUUGAAGAAGAGCGGGCAUAUCAUUAUUGACGCAUGUACUCCGGAAGGCAAAAUUAUGCGUCUCACUAUCCCGAAAUCUCAGGGUAAACAACCAUUUUAUGACGCGCGGAAAUCGUCCUGGGGUGAUAUUUUCCCUCAUCCGCCAAAAAAUCGUCCACAGGAGAGGUUCCAGUCUAAGCGGCAAGGCGCGUCAAGGGGAGAUGAUAUUGGGAAGAGGGCAAAAGGACGGGACCAUACGAAAGGCGAGAAAAGUUAUUCAAAGGUGGAGGAGGCGUUGAAGGAGAGGAAGAGGGCUUCCAGACGCGAUCGCGCAGUGCAGAAGGAAGACCUCGCAUUGCUAGAUGAGCAAUAGUGGAUAUCUUUUGCAUUUGCUCUUCUCAUCUCCUGGCACUAGUCACACUGGGACUCACACACUACUACGCUACUUCAAACCAGAUGAAUUUAAUGUAUAACCAGUAUCAUUGUUAUCGAACUCUAUGUUACUUUAGCCAGUCAGUCAGGUGAACCUUCACCUAAAUCCAACCUUUUCGUCGUUUACUUCCUCCUAUCCACUAAUUAGAUCAUGA
Suillus clintonianus is the source of this 2191-nucleotide messenger RNA. Its product is annotated as mitochondrial small ribosomal subunit Rsm22-domain-containing protein. NCBI's taxonomy places the organism in Eukaryota, Fungi, Basidiomycota, Agaricomycetes, Boletales, Suillaceae. Gene Ontology annotation, cellular component: mitochondrial small ribosomal subunit. The coding region runs from base 76 to 1977 and encodes 633 amino acids. The transcript has 7 exons. Gene Ontology annotation, biological process: translation. Gene Ontology annotation, molecular function: methyltransferase activity; structural constituent of ribosome. The record is from RefSeq and is a predicted model, not a curated record.